Molecule: messenger RNA, 651 nt
Organism: Miscanthus lutarioriparius
Lineage: Eukaryota; Viridiplantae; Streptophyta; Magnoliopsida; Poales; Poaceae
Source: the annotation of a GenBank genome assembly
AUGGAUAAGGAGGAGAAUGAGGAAGCAUCAGUGAGCAUCAGCAACAAUGACACAGACACCAAUGGUUUAGAUGAUGAUGACUAUGAUGAUGAUGAUGGGAAGCACACAGUGAUGCUUGGCCCUCAGGUUCCCCUCAAGGACCACCUUGAGCUUGACAAGGAUGAUGACAGCCUAAGGAGGUGGAAAGAGCAGCUCCUCGGAGAUGUUGAUACCACCAAGCUUGGAGAGACUGCAGAACCAGAGGUGACCAUAUUAAACUUGACCAUCCUAACUCCAGAGCGACCAGAUCUGGUUCUAGCUAUCCCACUUGUGCUGGAUGACAAGGGGUACGCAUUCGCACUCAAGGAUGGGAGCACCUACAGCUUCCGCUUCUCCUUCACUGUCUCCAACAACAUUGUGUCUGGUCUCAGAUAUACACACACCGUCUGGAAGACAGGAGUAAGAGUAGAAAAGCAGAAGGUGAUGCUGGGGACCUUCAGUCCUCGGCAGGAGCCCUACACAUACGAGGCUGAGGAAGAUACGACCCCAAGUGGCAUCUUUGCGAGGGGUUCAUAUUCUGCAAAGCUCAAGUUUGUCGAUGAUGAUGGGAAUGUCUACCUGGACAUGAAUUACUGCUUCGAGAUCAGGAAGGAUUGGCCAGCCACGGCCUAA